This is a messenger RNA of Clarias gariepinus (North African catfish), 6994 nucleotides long. It is a transcript of the gene nrp2b, whose product is annotated as neuropilin 2b. Gene Ontology annotation, molecular function: vascular endothelial growth factor receptor activity; semaphorin receptor activity. The transcript is spliced from 16 exons. The record is from RefSeq and is a predicted model, not a curated record. NCBI's taxonomy places the organism in Eukaryota, Metazoa, Chordata, Actinopteri, Siluriformes, Clariidae. Gene Ontology annotation, cellular component: membrane. Gene Ontology annotation, biological process: vascular endothelial growth factor signaling pathway; angiogenesis; axon guidance. The coding region runs from base 688 to 3378 and encodes 896 amino acids.
GGCCGAGGCGCUGCGUGUGUGUAACGUGAUAGCUGCGCCGUCCCGAUGCCGUUACACACACACACACGCUCUCUCUCACUCACUCUCUCUCUCUCUCACACACACACACGCUGCAGGCUACAGCUCGGAGACAGCUCUUUCCUCAUCCACGCGCCGGAGGAGUGAAGGCGCACGCGGACACGGAACUCCGGACACGCACGCGCUCCACGGAACGUACGUCUCUAACCCUCUUUCACGUGCAUUUUUCUUCCCUUCACCACAUCUAAGGAAAGUCUGAAAAACAAACUGACACGCAGAGAUCCCCAGGUGCCAUCAUUCGGAUUGGAUUGGGGCUUCGAUCACUUUCCAUACCACCAGCUCGAGGAAAUCAGGGGACUCGAACUUAACGCAGCGUGUAUCCUCAGACUUCAGGAGAAAAAGUUCUUUAGUUUGUACAGUAAUGCUUUAUUAUUUUUCCCCCCCUGUACAUCAUACGUCAUGGGCAUGGUGUUAAAGCACGCGCUCUGAUCGGUGCGUGUUGAAGAAGAGCGCGAGCGCCGGAGAGGACGCGCGUGAGCAUCGGCGUGCUGAAGAGCUCCUCUCGCUGGAUAAACUCGCUCCUCUACGCCGAAACAAGAAACAAUACAACACUUAGACGCGUGCGAUUUUUUUUCCCUUUUCCAAGGGUGGCACGAUUCACCUGGAAAGAUGGAUUUAGCCAGCAGACUGUAUGGAUGCUUACUCGUGGUGUAUUUCUCCUCGUUGCUGGUGCACGGAGAUGAGGAGCCAUGUGGCGGGCACCGCGAUGCUACCGAUGCGGGCUACAUCACCACGCCCGGUUACCCACAGGAGUACCCGCCUCACCAGGACUGCCGCUGGAUCAUCACAGCUCCAGAGCCUUCCCAGCGCAUCGUCCUUAACUUCAACCCCCACUUUGAGCUGGAGAGGCUGGACUGCAGAUAUGACUUCGUCGAGAUCCGUGAUGGCAAUUCGGAUUCUGCAGAUCUGCUCGGGAAACACUGCAGCAACAUCGCGCCGCCGGCCAUCAUCUCGUCAGGACCUACGCUCCACAUCCGAUUUGUGUCUGACUAUGCCCAUCAGGGAGCCGGCUUCUCGCUGCGCUAUGAGAUCCACAAGACGGGUUCGGACUGCUCCAGAAACUUCACAAGCCCCUCAGGUGUGAUCGAGUCACCCGGCUUCCCGGACAAGUACCCUCACAACUUGGAGUGCACCUUCAUCAUCGUUGUUCCUCCCCACAUGGAGGUCACACUCACCUUCAUGACCUUUGAUCUGGAAAACGAUCCUUUGCAAGGCUCGGAGGGCGAGUGCAAGUACGACUGGCUGGAAGUGUGGGACGGCCUUCCGCAGGUCGGACCUCUCAUCGGACGCCACUGCGGGACUAAAAUUCCCCCUGAGAUCCAGUCGUCCACCGGGAUCCUCUCGCUCACCUUCCACACUGACAUGGCUGUGGCAAAAGACGGCUUUUCUGCCACCUAUAACAUGACCAUAAAGGAGGUUAAUGACAAUUUUCACUGUAGCAAGCCAUUCGGGAUGGAGUCAGGUCGGAUCACGGACGAUCAGAUCACCGCGUCCUCGUCGUUCGGCGAUGAUAUGUGGUCUCCACGGCAGGCUCGUCUUAACUACGACAAUAACGCCUGGACGCCCAGUGAGGACAGCAACAAGGAGUACAUACAGGUGGACCUGCACUUCCUUAAGGUUCUGGCCGGCAUUGCCACCCAGGGAGCCGUUUCUAAAGCGACACACAGGGCCUAUUAUGUCACCAGCUUCAAACUGGAGGUCAGCACCAAUGGCGAGGACUGGAUGGUCUACCGCCACGGCAAGAACCACAAGACUUUCCUUGCCAACGCCGACCCCUCUGAAGUCGUCCUGAACCGGAUCCCACAGCCCGUCCUGGCGCGGUUCGUCCGGAUCAGACCCCUGACUUGGAAGAACGGCAUCGCUUUGCGCUUCGAGCUCUAUGGCUGUCAGAUCACAGACGCUCCAUGUUCAGAGAUGCAGGGCAUGCUCUCAGGACUACUCCCUGACUCGCAGAUCUCGGCGUCCUCCAUGCGCGACAUCCACGGCUCCAUGGGGGCAGCUCGGUUGGUGGCGAGCCGUUCUGGAUGGUACCCCAGUCCCACGCAGCCCGUGGCCGGGGAGGAGUGGCUGCAGGUCGAUCUUGGAGUCCCAAAAACGGUGCGAGGUAUCAUCACGCAAGGGGCACGCGGCGUCGACGGCAGCACCAGCGCCGAGAACCGAGCCUUUGUGAGAAAGUACCGGCUGGCGCACAGCAUGAACGGAAAAGACUGGAGCUACUUCCUUGACCCUAGGACCGGCCACCACAAGAUUUUCGAAGGAAACACACACUUCGACACCCCGGAGAUCCGCCGCUUCGAUGAAAUCGUGACGCAGUUUAUCAGAGUGUAUCCGGAAAGAUGGUCGCCCCCCGGCAUCGGGAUGAGGCUGGAGAUUCUGGGAUGCGAUCUGCCAGAAUCCACCACUAUUGCUGACACGGUCACCCCAACUCUGGCCAAGCAAGAAGAAUCCACCACAGCUCAGAGGACACCAGCCCCCUCCACCAUGUCCUCUCUGGGUGGACUGUGUGAUUUUGAGGAGAACAUGUGCGGCUGGACCCACGACCCCACAGGAGAUGUGAACUGGGCACUGCAUAGCCCCUCAAAUCCUGGUCUGGACCUGCCCAUGGACGCUGACGACUACGGCAGCUUCCUGUACCUGGUGGCGAGUCCUAAGACCGAGCACAAGCGUGCGAAGCUCCUAAGCCCCAUAGUGGAACCCGAGCAAGGGCCGCUCUGUCUGCUAUUCCGCUACCAGCUCUCAGGAGAGGCGCAGGGGAGGCUGCAGGUCCUGAUUCGCAAUGACAAUCAGGACGAGACCCUGCUCUGGACUCUGAAAACAGAUCAGGACCACAAAUGGAGAGAAGGACGAACCAUCCUACCUCAGUCCCCUAGAGAGUACCAGGUUGUCAUCGAGGGCUUGUUUGAGCAUGGCAGCCAAGGCCACAUCUGGAUCGAUAAUAUCCACAUGAGUGCUAGCACAGAGCUGGAACAGUGCACUGAACCUUUCCCUGCCUUUCCACCUGAGAUGACUGGGGGAGCCCUUCCUGGCAUGAGUGAUCCCACUGUAGACACUACAGUGUCCCUGCAGCCCAUGCCUACCUACUGGUAUUACGUUAUAGCCGGAGGGGGCGCACUGGUGCUACUGGCCUUCAUCACGCUCCUCAUGGCGCUGUGCUGCCAUCGCUACCACCUGGCUGCCAAGAAGAGCCAGCACUCGGUGUCCUACCACAGCACCCAUUACCCAGGUGGCACUUCUACGGCGCCCGCAGUGGAGCCCAUGCUGACCAUUAGACAGGAAAAACACGAGCCGUGCUCCCAGUGAUAAGUAGAGAAGGAGUGAUGGAGACUGAGACUAUCGAGAGGCUCCUAGACUCUCUCUCUCUUUCUCUCUGGCUAUUAUUCUGUUGCUUCAUAACUAACACCCGGCACAGACGCCCAGUGACGCACCUGCAGUGCCCUUCAGGAAGGAUUUUGCACCCGAGGAUGACCUACGCACCGUUUAUUCUGGAGAUGUAUAAAAAAAUCAAAAAACAUUGGUGAAAGCAGACUCGUAAAAGCAUGUAGUCGUUUAAAUUAAGAGAACUUGACACAUAGUUGUGGCCCUUUGGGAACUUUCAGAUGUAUAUGGAUCUCUAAUUGGAGUUUUGCAGCGUUUACAGUUCCAGUACAGAGUUUGUUGAGAAGAGACUUAGGUCUAUCCAGAGUCCUGAGUGGCAGAAAGCCACCUAUGUGUGUGUGUGUGUGUGUGUGUGUGUGUGUGUGUGUGCGCGUGCUUCUCUCACUCCCUGGGUCUCCCUGGAGAGAGCGGCUGGAUGGGAACCUGACUUGGCAGUGUUCUGAGCUCCUGCUUGUGACCAGUUCUGUUGCCAAGAGGAAAAAUGCUGUGCAGUGCUGCCAGAACCACUGAGAGAGGAAAAGCAGAAAAGUGAUAUGACAAAAAAAAUGCAAGAAGGAAAGCUUUGUCACAUUAAAAUGUUAGCGUGUGGACUGAAUAAUGCACGCACAUGCACGUACACAGACACUUGGCAAGGAAGAAAGAGUAUAAUUGGGAAAAAAUAGUUGAAGAUGCCAGCAGUGUAAGAGUCUUUUUUUUUUUGGUUUUAUUUCAUUUUAUUUUUUUUUUUUUAUAAAGGAAUGUGGCUUUGUGUGCCUUGUUGGUCCACGUGUGUGUGUGUAUGUGUGGGUGGAUGGAUGGAUAUAUAUAAGUGUUCUGUAGGUGCAUGGGUGCAGUUGCUAUCCCAGACUCCUAAAUGUUUUACCUUGCUCUUACUUUUCCUACGAGUCUGUCUCCUAACCGAAGGGCGAAUCCAGAAGGAAGAUCUAUAUCUGUCUGUUGAUGUGUACAUUUUAUUUCCUGACUGUCUAUGAAGCUCUGUAACCUGCUUUGUGUCUAUAAAGAUGUUUGAUUUUUCUAUAUGCAAAAGUUAUGUGACCCUGCCUUAGCCAGCCCUACACCUCUGAGCAACCCACAAUCUUUAAGUCUCAUCAUUGGCCUUAAAUAUACAAGUGGCACAGGGCUGUUCAAAAGCCAGUCACUACAGAGCCUCAGUUUUUUGCAGAAAAUACUUAAUGUAGUUUACUAAAUGUACUUUAUAUGCUAGUUAUUUUCUGUAAUAUUUUUAUAUCCGACUCAAUAUGGCACGGUUGCUGGUGAAAGGCUAAAUGGAGACGCAUAUGCACAUGACUGAUGCACUGAUUACCGUUCGGCGUUCUUCGGUAGCCGAUCACGUCUGUCGAAUUCUGUUGCUGUUUUGACUGCUUUAGGCUGUUUUCAUGGCUUGUAUGGAAGCGGAGAGAGAAACUCAAGCUGUGAAUGUGAACGUGUGGCUUUGCUUGGCUGCUCCGCUUCAUGUUUGACGGUGGUGGGGCUUUGCCAUGUUCGAUAGCACCGCAGAGAGUGAGAGAACUUACAGACUCUUUACGUCUCAACACUGCACACUGUGUCGGAUCUGACGGCUUUCCUUUACGGUUCCGCUGUAUCUCAAAUAUACAGAGUUAUUUUUGUGCAAUUAUCAUAUUUGGAAAUGUGUUUAUAUGGCAUUACAACCUUGAUGUUUGAUGAUGAUGUGCAUACUGUAAUACAUGUUCAUUCUAAAAGUGUCUGAUAGCUUUAAAGUGUAUGUUCUUGACUUGAGUAUGAAAGUGUUUUUUUGACAAUCCCCUACUGAAAUGUGAUUACUUAUUACAAACGUACUGAUUCUAUUAAGAUCAUCAUUGAAAAUCGGUGCCAAUCAAAGAUGUUCAUUAUAUUCUAUGAUAUUAUAUUGGAUAUUAUAUUGAGUAAACACACAACACAGCCAAGAUGCACGGCCUAGAGCAAGAUCCAUAAACAUUCCGUAAAACAUCUUAUUCCCUUUAGUUAUAAAGUGUUUGAGGCAUCAUCCAUUAUGAAGGAAAGCUGGCCUUUAGGUAGAUGCUUCAGGUUUUGGCAGCAUCAGAUGCAUUUUGGGAUUAAAGGAGAAUGUAAAUCCCCCCAAAUCUUCUCAUGUCCUCCAUAUGGCAAUAGGUGAAAAUAAUCCUCCAUUACAGAGAUGCAGCCCAUUUUCGCCCCAUUAAUCUGCUCUUCAGAAAAGAAUGCAUGGAAAGGUGGAAGGAGAGAUGAAAGCGAGAGGUCGGUCUAAAGAUACACCAGCUCUGAUUCGGCCCUGGAGUCUGAAGGGGUUUGCUUAAGAACACAAAAGCACAUGAAAGCCGCUUGCAGACAGCCAGAUAGAGCACCUGACCUGGCAGACCCGUGAUGACGCUGGGAGAGAGAAAAAAAGUAUUCUCUUGCUCCAUGUUCCGUCUUUUCUUCCCUUAAUCCCUGCGUACAUAAGAUCCUUGUUAAGAAAAUUACCACCACUUUAAAGAGGCCAGGAUUCAAGCAGGCCUGUCUAUCAUGCAUAAAGCAUGCUGUCAUUAUGGCUUUUGUUUAAGAUUAAAUGAUAAAAGUACAAUGAUGUAGUUUUUUUUUUAAGUGAUGGCAGCACUAAUACUGGCUUCAAAGCUUUUUAUCUUGCAAACAAUGCAAAAAAAAAAAAAAUCAACCUCCAUCGGAGUGCUUAGCCCUUUCUAUAAAGAAUGAUGUCACUGUCAAUUUGUCUCGUGAAGUGCCAAUAAGAAAUCCACCCUCCAUUUCCGUCUCAGUGUUCAUUUCCUUUAUUCUGCCUGUGAGUCUAGCUCAUGGGCUCAUGUGUUUUAUUCUGACAUGAGGCUUUUUUACACAGACUACCCAAUAAUAAUACCAUCAAAGUGUUUGAUUUUCCUGUAGGAACGCCAGCUUUGGAUGGUUUUAUUUAUGAGGAGUUUUUUUUUCUCCCCGUCUCUGAAACUGACAGGUUAGCAGAAAUACAAUCCGGUCUUGAUGUGCUUUUAUAUCAAUCACGGCUGCCCCGUGCGAUUUCUGCGUUGCUCUAAAUAUUUCUAAUUAGAUAAUGGGUCGAUUGCAUUUUAUUAAGCCUGCCGUAAGCAUUCUUUCUCUGGGCCUUUUUCCUUUUGCUGUCCAUCAAAUGAUAUUAAUGAGCAAAAGCACUUAGGUCCGCCUGGCCGUGUACCGGCCUCACAGUGCCAAGAGCCUGCAUCAGCACAAAAACACACUGUGUAUGCACAGUCUGAUGUGUAGCUUUAGAAAAAAUAUGUCUUUUUAAUAUUAUUUAAGGUAGUCAUAUUUGAAUAUGUUUCAGUUUUGAUUUUGUUUGUUUUUUUUACGUGUGCGUGAGUAAAAAUGUUCAUAGUCUUAUACCGAUACCGAUCUGAUACGUACAUCUGUGCCUGUGUGCUCCCUGCAUCCUCUCUUUGUGUAUGUUUGGUCUUGACUGGGAUUGUCUGUUUAUGUGCCAUUUCUGCGCUGCACUUCAGCCUGUUUCAAAAAGAUUUGAGGAAUAUUUUAGCCUGUCGAAUUUUAUGGUCUUGGAAAACGUUGUGCGGAAUGUAAUAAUAAAGUGAUAUUUUUCUACAAA